AAUUUAAUUUAGAAAGAAAUUUUAUUGUCUGCUCAUUUGGUAACUUACACACAGCUAACCUGAGAUACCAGACCAAAACCCACCUUCAAGACAUGUGAAAUUGCUGCACACAUACCUAACAUUUUAGGAUACGAUGAUUAAAUCUUUUACCUACUAAAACUUAAAUCUUUUGUUGCGGUUAUAUAUAUAUAUAUAUAUAUAUAUGCACUGUUGAGUUUUUACACUAUUUGACUGGUUUCUCCAACUCCAAGAUUCAUAGCCAUGGAAGAGUUGGAUUCAGCCUUCGUCCAAGACAUAGAACAUAGGCCCAACCUCAAAUCCACUGAACCUGUUGAUGAUGGAAUACCUACCAUUGAUCUCUCAGCUUUGACCCUUGCUGACACCCAAAAACUUGCCUCGGAGAUUGGCCUUGCAUGCCAAGAAUGGGGAUUUUUCCAAAUAAUCAAUCAUGGAGUACCUUUGGAAUUGCAGAGGAAAGUCGAGAAGGUGGCUAGGGAAUUCUUUGAGCUACCAUCCGAGGAGAAAAGGAAGGUGAAAAGGAGCGAGGAGAACCGCUUGGGUUUCUAUGACAGCGAGCACACUACAAAUGUCAGAGAUUGGAAGCAACUUUUUGACUUCUUGGUUGAAGACAGGACUGUGAUCCCAGCUUCACCUGAGCCUGAUGAUAAGGAGUUGAUGACAAUAACUAAUCAGUGGCCUCUGUACCCUCCCGAAUUGAGAGAGGUGUUCCAGGAGUAUGCUAAAGAAAUGAAAAAGCUGACUUUCAAGUUAUUGGAACUCAUUACGCUAAGCUUAGGCUUGCCAGAAAACAGGCUCAGCGGCUACUUCAAUGGCCAAACCAGCUUCGUCAGAAUCAAUUACUAUCCUCCAUGCCCUUUUCCUCACCUAGCUCUAGGUGCUACUCGCCACAAGGAUACUGGAGUCUUAACCAUCCUUGCCCAAGAUGAGGUUGGAGGAUUGCAAGCUAAGCGAAAAUCAGAUGGAGAAUGGAUCCCAGUUAAACCCACCCCAAAUGCCUAUGUCGUCAAUGUCGGUGAUGUUUUACAGGUUUGGAGCAAUGAAAAAUAUCAAAGUGUGGAGCACAGGGUGGUGGUGAAUACUGUGAAGGAAAGGAUGUCCAUUCCAUUCUUCUUCCAACCAGGUCCUCAUGUUAUGGUGAAGCCCGUAGAGGAGCUCUUGAAUGGAGAAAAUCGUCCCAAGUACAAGGAAUACAACUGGGGCAAGUUCUUUGUCACCAGAAGCCGCAGUGACUUCAAGAAAUGUGAAGUGGAGAACAUCCAAAUUCAACAUUUUAGACUGUGAAUCAAGAGAAAUAAGGGUAGAGAUAAGUUUGUUCACCAGACAAACAAUAAUGAAUUAAUAAAAAGUAUGGUUUAUAAACAACCAGACAAACAAUAAUGAAUUAAUAAAAAGUAUGGUUUAUAAACAACCAUACAAACAAUAAUGAAUUAAUAAAAAGUAUGGUUUAUAAACAA
Ziziphus jujuba (common jujube) is the source of this 1475-nucleotide messenger RNA. Its product is annotated as protein DMR6-LIKE OXYGENASE 2. The record is from RefSeq and is a predicted model, not a curated record. NCBI's taxonomy places the organism in Eukaryota, Viridiplantae, Streptophyta, Magnoliopsida, Rosales, Rhamnaceae. The transcript is spliced from 3 exons. The coding region runs from base 262 to 1302 and encodes 346 amino acids.